Molecule: messenger RNA, 25465 nt
Organism: Porites lobata
Lineage: Eukaryota; Metazoa; Cnidaria; Anthozoa; Scleractinia; Poritidae
Source: the annotation of a GenBank genome assembly
AUGGCUGACCCAGGAGGCCAGGUGGGGCCUGGUGGAAGAAGUAUGUUGGACAACAUGGUUGGUGUUAGUGACAUGGUUCUUCUUGAACCACUGACUGAAGAUUCAUUGUUGGAAAACCUGUGGGAUAGGUACAACAACAAAGAGAUAUAUGUAAGUUAACAGUCUUUAAAAUAAUUCAGAAUUGAUGUAAAUGUAUCGUACAUGUAAAAAUGCUGGAAGAUGGCAAAAAUCAUCACUUCAAGUGGACAAACAUGACUGAAUAGUUACAGUGUAACCUUGUGACAACUUUUUACCUUGGCUUCCAAAUUGUGUCUGAUGCUCCUAUGGGCUACAUUACCUUCCUACUUUUAAUCCUUGCUAAAAAUCUCAAUAUAUAUAUAGCUGAAAUGUAGCUUCAAUAUUCUAUAAAAUAAUAUUCAACAGGUUCAAAGAAAAUUGAAGGAAUCAAAGGGUAGUGACUGAUAAUGAAUGGGAUAUUCUUAAAAUGUGGAAUUAAAAUUUAAAUCCUUACAGGCAAAUUCUUUUAACACCUGAAUUUAUUUCAUACGUUCACUUUCCUUCCUUGCAGACCUAUAUCGGGAAUGUGGUUGUGUCAAUUAACCCUUAUCGUAAAUUCAACUUGUAUACACCUGAGAGAAUUUCAGAGUACAGAUCCAGGAACAUUUAUGAACUACCCCCUCACAUGUAAGUUUGACAGCUAAUAUGAAAACUUCCUUCCUUUAUUUGUGUUUGGUUGCAGGCCAUGUAUGAUCAAGGGACAUCCUGUCCUGGGUUGGGCUGGGAUACUCUGAUGUUUCUGGGAAACUGCCCACCUACCCUUCCCAUAAGCUCACAUUUUGCCUUAAGGGAGUAAUAAGUGAUAGCGGAGCUCUCGCGCGCGAAGCGCGCAGCGGAGCACCAUGAGUAAGAAAAUGUGGUAAACUACCCAUCCAAGAAAAUUUGGUAAUCACGUGACCGUACACCGAGCGAGCAAGUGACCGUCCGUCCGCACCACAGGCAUACCAAUUUAAAAUAACUCAAUCAACAGGUAUGGCAACCCAAAUGCGACUCAAGGUUUUAUUUAGAAGAACAAACAACAACAUAGUCGUGUCUUUUUCGGCGUUAUUUUUUAUGUCUACAUUAACGUGGACAACAGAGAAAGAACUAGAGCGAGUUAUUGAAAACAAAGGAGACGAAUUUCUUAGGAAGAAAAACAUGGAAAUUCAAAGUGGCGGUGAGAAAAUGAGAAAUGCUAGCGACCAGCAAGGUGAAAAUGAGCGGCAAUGAAAAAUAAAAGCGAACAUGAACACAGGAGACGAAAUAUUGGGUAAGCACAUACGACAAUUCCUCCAUGAAAAUAAUGUGUAACUAGGAAGUUUGACGUUUUACCCAUCCAAGAAAAUUUGGUAAUCACGUGACCGUACACCGAGCGAGCAAGUGACUGUCCGUCCGCACCACAGGCAUACCAAUUUAAAAUAACUCAAUCAACAGGUAUGGCAACCCAAAUGCGACUCAAGGUUUUAUUUAGAAGAACAAACAACAACAUAGUCGUGUCUUUUUCGGCGUUAUUUUUUAUGUCUACAUUAACGUGGACAACAGAGAAAGAGCUAGAGCGAGUUAUUGAAAACAAAGGAGACGAAUUUCUUAGGAAGAAAAACAUGGAAAUUCAAAGUGGCGGUGAGAAAAUGAGAAAUGCUAGCGACCAGCAAGGUGAAAAUGAGCAGCAAUGAAAAAUAAAAGCGAACAUGAACACAGGAGACGAAAUAUUGGGUAAGCACAUACGACAAUUCCUCCAUGAAAAUAAUGUGUAACUAGGAAGUUUGACGUUUUAGCUGUACAAAACAGCGUUGUAGUCGUGCAAAACAACAACAAGGGAAAGACAAAAAAGCGUGCAGCACUUGCAAAUUUUUUUUUUUGCUAAUUAGAAGAAAAAGUGUGCUGCACAUGCAAUUUGUUUUUUUUUUUUUGCUAAUUACAUCUAUUAGUCUUGAAGCCAUGUUCAUUGUCAUCCGCGUUUAGCAUUACACGAUUUAUUUUUUUUUUGUUUACACGUAUCAUUAACCAGAGCUUCGCUUUUAGCCCUGGCUAAAUCUAUGUAUUAAUGUUGGCUUAGUGGAGGAGUAGGUGGGGAGUUUCCUAGAAACCUUAACUGAUCAGGAUACUCCUGCAUGUAGGCUAAAUGGGUAUUGUUCUGCUGUAAGGACGGGUGACUAAUGGGUCUCAGAUGAUUUGAUCCCACCCCUGUGAAGGGUCUAAUGAUGCAGGCCCUAGUUGUUCAAAAGGUGGAUAAUGUUAUCCAUUGGAUAUUAAACUCUAUCCGGUGGUCGUGGUUAGCGCAAUUUGUUUCUCUAACACUUAUCUGUUGGAUAGUGAUUUAUAUGGUGGAUAGUGCUAUCCAACUUUUGAACAACUGGGGCCAGGCUUUUUACAGUUAAGAGAUCAGGGUGCUUUGCUAUUGAAAAUAGUUUUAUUUUUUUAAGAAUUGAAUUAUGGAUGAAACAACUUACAGGUAUUCUACCAAAUGAAUCGAAAACCUGGGGGAGAGUGGGAUGGGGAGGUACUCCCUCUAAUGGCCUAUACAGGGGGCUCUGCCUGAAAUGGGUACCUUUUUCAGGCCUCAGGUAUAUCAAAGGGUAAGGAUUUUACUAGUUGAAGUAUAUGAAAGGGUAGGGAAAUCAGUCAUUUUGUACUUUAGUAAGACCAAAAAAGGGUACAGAAGGAUUUUCUGGCUGUGAAAAAGUCGGGAAAAUUUCCGGUUUUGUGAUUUAUUCAUAUUCAAAUGACAGUGCAUUUACAGCGGCGGUUAAAAGGAAUGCAAAGUUUAAACUAUGUCAAGUCUAAACGAUUGUCCAUGCUUUCUGAGAGAAUUGUCACCAAUUCUGGGGACCAUGUCACCUCUCACUUCUACUCCAUGAAAGGCCUCAGUUAUCUUUUGUGGUCUGAUUAGAUUGUUGCAUUUCAAGUGCACUAUGUUUGAGCCGUGCAUAAAUUUAGCAUCUGUUUCUUUGUCAGUAAUAUUAUUUUAAAGAUGUUAUUUUUUACAUUAAUCUUGUUUGUGAUAGAUUUGCAAUAGCUGAUGUUGCUUACCGAUCUAUGAGAGAUUAUAAUCAUGACCAGUGUAUUCUGAUCACUGGUGAAAGUGGAGCUGGAAAGACAGGUAGUGUCUAGCUGUGUUUGUACUGUUGUUUAAAAAGUAAAUGUUGUUAUAAUAGUUUGUGAUAAAUGAUGAUAAUGUUGGAAAGACUAAUGAUGAUGAUGAUGAUGACAACGAUUAUAGUUAAUGAAAUAUUCAAAUUCUUUCAGAGUUCACCUUGCUUUGCACGGGGGGACUCCUCAUAUUAAAGGGGUGGGGAGGGUACCAGGCUUUGUACCACUGAUAGUAACGUAGUCAAAUUACAGGUUUCCAGAAUUUAAAGUGGAAUGUCUUUUUUCAGUUAACUGUUUGUCCCCAUUUUGUUCUUACUGUAGAGGCAUCAAAGAUUGUAAUGCAGUAUGUUGCAGCAGUAUCUGGAAAAGGCUGGGAGGUUGAUAGAGUCAAAGAACAGUUGCUUCAGUGUAAUCCUGUGCUAGAAGGUGUGUGUUUGUUUUUGUACUUUUUUGUUCAUUUGUUUCUUAGAACAGUCUUCCUUUAACCCUUUAGGUCCUAAGAGUGACCAACAUCAAUUUUCUCCUAACAACAUAGUAAAGGUUAUGAGAAAUACUAAAUUGAUUACCAAAGGAAAAACGCUUUGAACUUCACCAAAUUCUCUCAACUAUUCUUAAAAGAAAUGUUUGGAGAUCAGUCUUGAGAAUUAUUUUGUAUGUGGAUACUGGGGCUUAAAGGGUUAAAGAGACCCUCUUAGGGUUGUGUGUGUGUGUGUGUGGGGGGGGGGGGGGGUAGGCCAUGUCCCUGUCGGUAUUCAAACCAUCUUUAUGUCAUCUGUCACCGUUUCAUCUAGUUUCUGUCACUCUUUCGAGGCCAUGUUUCUUGCCAGAAUUUUACCCCAACAGGGCCUCUCUAAAUGGUUAACCUUUUCACCUAAAUUCACUUCAUUUAAGACAUUCAGUUUUUUUGUUAAGUCCUAAAAACUGAAAAGUAACAUGUGAAAGUACUGCUGAAGAGGUUUCAUUUAAAUGGUAACACCAUAGGAUUUUGUGCAUAGACUCGAAAGUUAGAACUUCAUCCUAGAUAAAUACCACUAUGUGAAAGUACUGCUGAAGGGGUUUCAUUUGAAUGGUAACACCGUAGGAUUUCGUGCACAGACUCAAAAGUUAGAACUGCACACUAAAUAAAAUAAUAGUACCAUGUGAGAGUACUGCUGAAGAGGUUUCACUUGAAUGUUAACACCCUAGGAUUUCAUCCACAGACUCAAAAGUUCGAACUACACACUAAAUAAAUAGUACCAUGUGAAAGUACUGCUAAAAAGGUUUCAUUUGAAUGGUCACACCAUAGGAUUUUUGCCCACAGAUUUGAAAGUUUGAGUGAUGACUCCUAAACUCUGCAUACUGUGGUCUAAGAGUUUUUCAGAGUGGAACCUGGGUUAAAGCAGAGUGAUAAACAAGACAAUAGGCAACUUUUGAUACAUUAAAAUUCAGCAUGAAAGCGAGUCUUAGGGGACAAAAACAAUGAAAAUGAACAAACAGGUUUAUUUAUUUCCUUUGUUUGUGUCGUCUAAGACUUGCUGUCAUGCUGAAUUUAAUAUAUCGAAAGUGGCUGUAAUAGACAGGGAGAGUGCAGAAAGGGUGGUAGCAUCAAGGAAUGCCUCAAGGCUCUGUUACCCUCUCCCCUUCUACCUUGCAUAAGCUAACCCUGCUGGUUCCCCCUUUUCCUUUGUAAUACAUUGUCUCCCCCUGAUGAGGCUGUUUUUAAUUAAAAAGUUUUGACGUCUUUAACCAAUACAGUCGACUCCUGAUAAUUCUAACCUUCGAGGGAAAUAGAAAAAAGUUCAAGUUAUCGGGAGUUCGAGUUAUUGAGGGUAAAAUUAUAUAGAAAAUGACCUGAAGAGAAAUGAAAAUUGCUUCGAGUUAGUGGGAGGUUCGAGAUAUAGAGGGUUCGAGUUAGUGGGAGUCGACUGUGAUAGCUGCACUGACAAAUUCUUCUUUAAUAUAACGGAAAAAAAUUGAAGGUUACCUGAACAAUUUUAUUUCCACUGGGUAAUAGAUUGGUUUUCUUUGCUCUCAUUUAUUUGUAGCCUUUGGCAAUGCAAAGACCCUGAGAAAUGAUAAUUCUUCUCGCUUUGUAAGUACAGGUUUUACGAUACUGUUUAUUCACCAUGAUUUGGAACUGUGUUUUGGAACUUUUUUCAUGUAUACUUUUGGUACCUUCAGAUUCAGAUUAGACUAUCAAAAUGUAGAGAGUAAUAUCCUGUUUGUGUGUUAGAAGCACUGCUUUCAUUCAGACAGUUUAUUAGACAACUUUGUAUAAUUUCAGGGCAAAUACAUGGAUAUCGAAUUUGACUUUAAAGGGGAUCCUGUUGGGGGAGUCAUCACAAAAUGUAAGCUCAUUUUAUUUACCAACAAUGAAUGCAUUGCACAGUCUUUGUCUUUCUUGGUACUCUGUAGUCCUUUGUACGUUGCUACUGUAGUGGCUAAUAAUUGGUUGCUACGGAAACGUAGGGUUUAUUAUUUUGAGCAGGUAAGUCCAUUCAUCCACAUGGCUGGUAGCGUGAGUAUAAAUAUAAAUAUAUGGAAGGACUAUAUUUUAAUGUCAGUAAACUGUAAUGGAGAGUUUUGGCAUCUGUCUCCAUAUUAACUGUCUGGGUACUUAAAGGCCCAAACAUUUCCAAUUUAGGACUCCUAGUGUUUUUUUUUGAACUGGGACUUAUUGGUUCUGGACACGGACUCUUGAUGUUGCAGAAGAUGAGUCCCAGGACUCAACAUAACUAUUUGUAACAAAACCACUGUGGUGUAUUGACUUAAGUUGAUAAAACCAAUUUUUUUGUUUCAUAAUCCCCCGCUGGUGCAACAAUAGCCACAUUUUGAAACUGUGCCCAGUUUCAGAAUUUUAAACAUCUCAGGUUGUUACUCUUCCGAAUUAAUUUCCCUUCUUGUUGGCAUUUGUUUCUUUUUUAGUUGCUAGAUUUAUGGGUUUAUUUAUGGUCAGAGUUUGUGCAAUCAGCUAGCAUUCUACCUUGUCUUUUUAAAAAGUGUGUAAAAUACUGACCAGUUUUCACUUUCUUUGUUGCAGACUUGCUGGAAAAGGUAAUGGAGUCGUGAAUAAACAGUUUCCUUUGAAUUUUGGAUGUAAUAAUUCAUAAUUAAAGUUUGAAAGCCGAAUUCAAUAAUUGUUUUAUUAUUCAUCCAAAAUAUUUUUAAGUUCUUAACAAGCUUACCUCCUUGUAGACUUCCUUUUAAACUUCGGCCUAUUUUGGGGCACAGUUUCAGGAUAUAAACACAGGUUCUCUUUAGUCUAUUGAUCGAUUGUCUAUUGUCCAUGUAGCCUCAUUUCCAGUCAAAUAUUCCAUUGAUCAACCUCGUUUCCAACCAAGUGUACCAUCAAAUCAAUGGUAUAUUGCUCGCAUCUUUCAAAUAUGGUAAGCACCAUUUUGGCUUGGAAGAACUGCUGUGGGAUUGGAGCCAAUCAAAAACGGCAAAAUGUUUUGAAUGAAUAAUAAUUAUCAAGAUGCUAUUGUUAUAAUAAUGUUAUAGUUUAUCUUAAUUUCUCCAUACACUUUUCAUUGCGUUUAGUCUCGUGUGGUUCACCAAGCUCAAGGGGAGAGGAAUUUUCACAUUUUUUAUCACCUUCUUUCUGGAGGAUCAGAUGAACUUCUUGGUAAGCUGUACCAGUGAGCUGUUUCUGAAUAUUUUGUCUAAGAAGCCACACUUAGUAUUCAGUGAGACUCAAUUAAUUCCGGCAAACAUAUUGUUCUUCUAUAUGAGAAGAUACAUUUCAGGGGCAUGGCCAGCCUAUAGACUUGUAGGCCCGGGCCUAAACAAUUUUUGGUUUGAUCACUCCAGGCUUGUAGUAAAUUAUGCGUUGUUGGGUUGAGCUAAAAGAACGUUGGUGGGGUCAGUGCGUACUAGUCAUGCGUGCAAUUUUUAGGAUAUGUGGAAACGAAAGUCAUCCAGGCCCACAACUAGUCGAAAAGCUGGCUACGCCGCUGUAUUUAAAUGGCAAAUUGAGUACUGCACGGCUUAAGUUGUCUCCUGUUGAUCUUCAGUCAAGUUCACUUGCAAGGGAGAGCAUCCAUUAGAGGUACACAUCAUCAUCAUUAUCUUGGUUUCUUUCCCCGCACUCAGCACGAACAAACGUUUUCCCUUUUAGGAGUUCUAGGGUGGACUAGGGGACUUCUUCUUAGUUACAGAAUUGACCGAGUCCUUCCUCCGCGCCCCAAAACAGUUGGCCGAGCAGGAGGCAGCGUUCCUGAUUGGCUGGGGCCUCCAGAUUACAAGUCCAGAGCUCUAAGUUUAAAUCCCACCUUGACCGCUAGCUGGAUUUGUUCUCUGUAGUCCCGGGUUCAAAUCCUGGGCCAUGUUUGUAAAAUAGGCAACUGGUUCGCCUACUAACAGUUGAGAUUCAUAACCUUGUUAUUUUCGUUUUGAAUUAUUUGUUUUAUUGUCCCUGAAAAACCCGCUAAAAGGAGAGAAUAAUUAAGUAUUUGUUUAAAUUAAAUUAAUUUGUUGCUCACAUUUCUGUGACCAAGAUGGUUUUACGUUUUUUCUCAACUCAACCUUCAGCCUGAGUCAGAUCAGGCCUUCCCAGGCUUAGGGGUUAUGAGAGAGGAGAUUUGAGGUGGGAGGUGGGAAUAGUGUUUCCUAUUUAUAUUCACGACUAAGAGACGGGAAUGGGUGUGCAGCUCGAACUAUGGAGCCUGAGUGUUUAAUGCCGUCCAAAUGACAUACAAAGUUCAACAUCAUAACUAAAGAAUGGUAAACAAAUAUUCCUAAAUAAAGUCACUCAGGCUAAACCAUUCACGUGCGCCGCCUGAUACGAAAACCCAAAAAACCCAAUGGGAAAAAAUUGGGAACGUAUUCCCCAACCGAUGCGGUCGCACAACCUCUGGGGGUUAAAGGUAAAAAAUCAAUCGAUAGAUGAAUAAAGUAAGGUAUAAAAAUAAAAUUUGAUAGUUCGAGAGCUGAGAUGAAUACAUUACAACUGUCAAAACCUUAUAUACCUUACAACAAUAGGGUCAAUUAAGGCCAUAGCGGCUCACGUGCGUUCAUACCAAUAGGAAAGUAUUUACAUUCUCUGUCCCUGCCACUACGUUUAGCUCCGCCGAAUGUAAAUACAUUUCUUUCCCUUUGAUAUCUUCACUUUUUGCCUCUCUCUUCGCCCUUUCCACCAGAAACACCUGAUCUGACUCAGGCUACUGAACCUCCAGCUUGGAUGAACAAAGACUGAUUUUUGGCUAGUCUCUGUCAGUUUCUCUACAAGUCCAGCAUGGUUUAGACUAUGAGUAGUCCCCAUUUUUCUUCAGGGAUAGUAGAGCGAGUGAAACGCGAGCGCGCGUCAAAAUCACCCCACGCGGGAAAGGCCAUCCUGCUGCGUCUCGCUUUUCUCGCGUGGGGUGAUUUUCACGCGCACUCCCGUUUCGCUCGCUCUACUAUCCCUGAGGAAAAAUGGGGACUACUUGAAGUCUAGCAUGGUUGACCCUGUUGGGGACUGGAGGCCCAGGUGGCACCACCUUCAAAAGUACUGGGGACUUAUUUAUUCUCGUUGACAAACAACCCUAAGAGGAAAAUGGAACUAUUAUUAUUAAUUUAAACAAAAACUGUGUUUAAACUUUUGUUCUCUUUGCAACAGGUAAACUACACCUUGAAAGAGAUUGCAACACAUACAAUUACCUUAAUGAAAGUGGAUGCACAAAAGUUGCUACGAUUGAUGACAGGAAAGAUUUCCUUAUUGUUGAGGUAUGUAUUAUGGGCUUUGUAAAAUGUGUACAUUAUAUUUCCCACCUGAAUGCACUUAGUGAACUGUCAAUGCCUUUAACAUAAGUGGAUGGGGCUAGUUUUAAAAGAAACUUUAUUAGCUCUGUCGUAAGGAGAGGUGGGGGGGACGCAACAUUUUUUUUUCGUCUGUAAAUUUAAGAGAUUUAAAGGCUAACGGAUCAAUGCUACCUCUUUGUCAGAACAAAUCGCCCUGAUCAUAGACUACGAGUAGUCCCCCAUUUCUCCUCGGGGAUAGUAGAGCAAGCGAAACGCGAGCGCGCGUGAAAAUCACCUCACGCGAGAAAGGCGAGACGCGGUGAGUGGCCUUUUCUCGCGUGGGUUGAUUUUCACACGCGCUCGCGAAUCUCUCGCUCUACUAUCCCUGAGGACAAAUGGGGGACUACUCGUAGUCUACCCUGAUCAUGGUACCUAAUUUUCAGAGAUGCAACUCAAUUAUAAAAUAUUGUGUCAGGACAAAAUAUAGUGUCCUCAGGCCUGUGAUAUCAUAGUCAUUAUCGACAGUCCGUAGUCUGAGAAAACAGCCGCCUCCUGUCGACAUUUCGUGACGCCAUCACUGAGGAAGGAGCACAAAAGUUCCAUACUGAGUACGUGUCACUACCUAGAUAUGGUUAGUGCUUCUUAUUGGUUGGUCACGGGGAAACCAGUGGUAGCGCGACAAAAUGGAUGUCGGCUGUUUUCUCAGUUUAGAGAAAAGCAGAAUUAGCGUCUGUAGUUUUUGCUUCAGAUUUAGCUGCUAUUGGAGAGAUUUAGAGCGGCAAACGUCAGAUUCAAGUCGAUAAUUGCUCAAAAUAGAAAAUGAGCAGACAUGUUGAAAAUGCGUCCCCCAAAACAGUCCCACAAUGCACUUUGAAACCAUCUCGACCUGGUCUCCCGCCCAUCCUCAAAGUGGCUAAUUAACUGGGUUUCUGUAACAAAUCUUAGUGUCAGCACAGCCAAAAGAAAAAAACAUGGAGCAAUUACCGGUACCCAGGCAAACAGAAAGUUAUACCAUUUACUUAGCGGUAUGAGAGCAUCUCAUCACAGCUAUGUCAAAAUAGAACCAACAGUGAUUUGUUUGUGUUGUUUCUAUUAGAGAGCGAUGGAUGUGGUUGGCUUCCGUCCUGAUGAGAAAAGUUCAAUUUAUUCUCUUCUGUCUGCUAUCUUAAACUUGGGCAAUGUGACAUUUGAUGAAGGCGAUGACCAUAGUGCUGGGCACGACUUUGUGUCUCUUUCAAAUGGAAAAUGUAAGUUGAAGUCUUCAAAUUAUUUACUUUACCGAUUCACACCCCCAAAAAACCUGUGACGAUUCAUGAUUCUAGUACCACUUGUGACGUCAUCAGGUUUAACGCUCAAUAUGUCUUUGAUGUACUUGUAGCAAGGACUAGCCUAGCCUGCGAGCAAGCUCUCCGGGGCACUCUGGCGGCGGGCGGGAAAAGAAAGGAGAGCUUGCAACUACGUCUCUCUCUCUCUGGAAUUUGAAUUCCACCUCCAAUUCCCCUGGGGCUCCCCAUCGACUGAGCUGUCAGAUUUCCGCCAAUCAACGCGAAGCGGAAACGAGCACGAAUGUAAACAAACAUUGAAAAACACGUGCCAAGGAUAAUGACGACAUCACUUAUGUCAUCUCCGCCCAUCAGCAUUUCGCAUCGACUUUUUCGAUGCAGAUAUUCAAUUUUUUUGGGCAUUUCCUUUGUGAUUUUACUUGAAAUUCUCUAACUCUUUAGAUUUGGACUGGACUUGUGAAAUGUUACAGUGUGGUGCUCACUUACUACAGAACGCUCUGACGAAGAGAACUGUGGAAGCUGGAAAUGAAAAGAUGACCACCCCUCUAACAGCAGCCCAGGUGGGUGCCCAGCACUUUCCUGCCAUUGCAAUCAUAAGGGGACAUUCCUUCGUGGUGACCUGUUGUUUUGCCCACGAGUCGUUUCACUAAAGUCCCGUUCGCUAACGUCUUAUAUCGUUCCGCUAAGAAGCGAAACGAGCGCUGCGCAUGUAUAUGCUUCGUUCUCUCAGCCAUGAUACAAAAAAGUGCGUUUCGCAUGUAUAUGUCCUCGUUCUUUCAGCCACUGAUCAGGCGAAAGCAGUUAACGAACUGACCCAACACGUACGCGAAACGACUUCAGAAGUUAGCGAAAACGACCGUAAACCUCCUUCAUUAGGGCAGUGGGGUGGGGGAGAGGGUUUUGGCUAAAUCACUUGAUAUGUCUACAAAAUAUUUGCUGACCCCUUCCUACAGCGAACAGAAAUUUCACUCCCCAUCCCCAGACUGCAACCCGACUAUUACCCCUACAGGGGCUUACUGUCGUUUUGGUACACGUCGUUUCGAUACAAGCUGAAUCAUGUAGUUAGUUUCACGUACCUGGCUUAAAGAACGAGGAAUAUGUUCGUAUCGAAACGACUUUGAAUGGAAACGACCAGUUUACGACCAUGGUAUCCCUAUAUAUUGUAACUCCCCCCACACAUCAUUUUGCCGAACCUCCAUGUGAAACUAAUUGAAAGCCCCUAAUAUGAACCACUUAGGCCAAGGCCAAACGUCGAACGUUUAGUGAGACGGACCAAACUCUAAUUUGGGUCGACCUAAAUUAAGUUUAAGAUAGUCUGUUGGGUCAGACGUCAAACUUAGGACGCGUCGAACCAAUCAACUGAAUCAGAGCAAAAAGCAAUUUUAAUAAAUGUUUCCCCGAACGAGGCUAAAUAUACAUUACCAUAGAAAUUUUUAAUGUAUUAGUUUAGUUCGUCGCAUGUGAAGAUCGACGUUUGUCCCGGAGACGAUCUUCAGACGUUCUAUAUCCGUCUGAAGAAGACGGAUAGAACGUGGUGGACGAUCCAAACUCAUUCAGACGAACUCAACUGAGCCAGACCCGGUCGAACUUUUCAUGAACUUAACUCACGAAGUUUGGUUCUUCUCACGAAAAGUUCGACGUCUGGCCUAGGCCUAACAAUUCAUUUGAUCAUUCAGUCUCCAUCCAUUGUAGUAUUGUUGUUUAGUCUGAUGAUUAUCUUUUUCUCGUAGGCUUACUAUGCACGAGAUGCUCUUUCUAAAGCCACUUACAGACGGAUGUUUUCUUGGUUAAUCCAAAGAGUCAACGACAGUAUUAAGGUGGCUCGAUACAAUAAUUCUGUAGCGACACCUUCCAUCUUUGAAUCUCUUAUACUUAAAAAAAUUGAUCAGUUAUAACACAUGUAUUAAACACCAACUUAACUAAUAUGAUAUUAUUAUUUGGGCGAUCGGAAUAAAUAUCACUUGGCAAUGACGUCACAGCCCUUAUCAACCUGAACUUUGGAAAUGCUUUUCGCUUCGCAUACUUUGGGUGCUUGUCUUCCCUCGUGCGAGGUUUCACAGAAAUCUAUGAGAGGAAAUUUUAGAUAUCUUGAAAUUUCUAAAAAAGGUUAUAAAUUAUACAAGAACUGAAGACUGGACUUAAUGCAGACAAAUUUGCUAAUUUUUGGAUGUUUCCGGAAAGGUUUUAUCGCUCCUUCGUUUUGUAAAUGACCCUUAUACACUCUACAAUCGGCUAAACGCAAGUAGACUUGCGCGAUUUCGAAAAAAAACCGAAAACAUGUGAAUCGGGGUAAAACGCAAUGCUGACCUCUUUUUGUAAUUUCUAAGGCUACUUUCACGAAAACAGCGAUUAAACCAAAAUUCGGCGAUAGAUUUUCUUUAAAAACUUUCAGUGCUGCAAUAGAUCAGUGCACUAUAAAUUGCCCGAUUUUCGUAUCCAUUGAAACAUUUUAAGUUGCCUAACGAAGGCGCAAAAUUGAGUAGAUAUUGAAGCGAUGUGAUAGUUUUGGAUAAUUUUUUGCUUUGGGAUUUCCAAUUGUCUCAAGUUUAGCACAACGUCAAAUUCUCAUGCAGCACGCAAGAAUUUAUUGCGGUUAUCAUCAUCAUCAUCAUUAUCAUCGUCAUCGUUGUCACAGGAUCGCCUCCACCACUACUACUAGCUCCGUCAUCACCACUUUCAACAACACUAUAACUAUCAUCAUUGUCAUCAUCCAUCAUAAGAGCCACAAUGUGGAAACCCUGUUAUUAAACCGAUUACUGACUUGCUUACUCAUUCUCAUCCUCCUCCUCCUCCUCCUCCUCCUCCUCCUCCUCCUCCUCAUCAUCAUCAUCAUCAUCAUCAUCACUACUAUCAUCUUCAUCAUCAUCGUCACCAUUACCAUCGUCAUCAUUAUCAUCACCAUCAUCAUCACCGUCAUCAUUAUCAUCAUCGUCAUCGUUAUCGUCACCAUCAUCGUCAUUAUCAUUAUCAUCAUCAUCGUCAUCAUCGUCAUCAUCAUCAUCAUCAUCAUUAUUAUUAUUAUUAUUAUCAUCAUCAUCAUCGUUAUCAUCAUCGUCAUAACCAUCAUCAUCAUCAUCAUUAUCAUUAUCAUCAUUACCAACAUUUAUCAUUAUCAACAAUCUUGAAAUCAUAUUGGUCAUGUUCAUGAAGACGUUUCAUACGUUAUUAUCUUUAGAUGAUAAUAAACCAAAUUUGUCAUGUUAACUGAUAUUUAAGUUUCUAUUUAUCAGGUAAAAAAGAGGGGUAAAAGAAAAGUUAUUGGUGUCCUUGACAUUUAUGGAUUUGAGAUAUUUAAGGUAUGAACCAAGAGUGAUGAAAAAUAACAUUCUACUUUCUGUAAGUUUUUCUGCAAUUCUUAACUUUGGCAGAGUCGGCAUUUUCUUAGCAAAACUUUACAUUUAAGUGUUUUUUCGAAGCUUUAGAUUUAAAUUUCUCCUAAAAUAGAGUUGGAAAUCAUCAUUGCCCUGGUUACAACAAUGCUGAAAAUGUUUAAAUGACGGUGUUGCUUGUUUCAAGUCAGGUUUUAACUUCUGAAUCUGGGACGUUUUCAGUUUUAUACGAUUUUCACGACCUAGAAUCCUAUUGUUGUAGUUACUCGUGUUUGCCCUGGUAUUAGGCGAUCCCAAAAUCACGAAUGUUGAGAGCUUGUUUUACAUUAUACAGCAUUUUACGUGUUUAGUCAAAAGAAUUGAUCUGUUUCCUUUCAGACUAACAGUUUUGAACAGUUUAUCAUCAACUACUGCAACGAGAAGCUGCAACAGAUUUUUAUCGAGUUGACUCUUCAGUCAGAACAGGAGGAGUAUGUUAGAGAGGUGGGAACACUCACGUGCAAACUACCAACCUACCCCUCCCCUAAUUCAACAUUUUGCCUUAAGUGAGAGGCUAGUGUUAACGUUGGAUUAGGGGAGAGGUAGGUUGGUAUUUUCCACUUAUACUGGUCCAAAAUCUGCUUUACUGUGUUUUGUUCCAAUUACAGACUGUUUGAACUAAAAUACGUUGAAUUUCUUUGACAGGGGAUUGAGUGGACGACCAUAGAGUACUUUAACAAUGCUAUCAUCUGUGACUUGAUCGAAAAGGUGGGUAGUGGCCAGUUGUCCUGUUCUGAAAUCCUUUUCGCUCUGAUAAGGCUGUGAGGGAUUUUUACGCGUACUCACCAAUGUGCUUUAGCCCCGUGCAAACGGACGCAACAUCGUUGGCCAACAAGUCCCAACAUUUUGCGUUCGUUCGCACACCCUGUUGCAUGUAAUUUGUAACUUUUUGUAAUCUGUUUACCGACGAAGCACUUAAGAGCUCUUAUGAACUCGUUUAAACGUGUCCGUGCGUUCCAGAUCGAGUUGGAAUUUGGAAGUGUUGGUUUUUGAGGAGAGGGAAAAACCGGGGUACCCGGAGAAAAACCUCUCGGAGAAAAUGAGAGAACCAACAACAAACUCAACCCACAUAUGGCGUCGACGCCGGAAUUUGUACCCGGGCCACAUUGGUAGGCGAGUACUCUCACUACUUCGCCAUCCCUUGCUUCCCCUGCGUCACCCUUGUUUCAUGUUGUUGUGAGUUGUUGCGCAAAGUCUGAAACCGGUCAAACUUUUUAGCUACGUGCAAACGGACGCAAAGAACUCCCAAAAAUGUUGCGUCCGUUUGCACGGGGCUUUACACUCUGUUUGAUCGAGCUUUUGUAAUGGUUCGAUACGUUUAUGGGCUCUGUUGUAAGCUUCUAAUUGGAGAGCUUUAGAUUCGAAGAUGAGGACGACUACAGGUACGCGAUUUGACGGAAAGUUUUAUCGCGUAUUUCUCAAAAAAAAAAAAAAACAAGAUCAUUUUACGUUUCUGGGAAACUGCCUACCUACCCCUCCCCUAAGCCAAUAUUAACACUUACUUCUCACUUAGGGCAAAAUGCUGGCUUAGGGGAGGGGUAGGUGGGUAGUUUCCAAGAAACGUAAAAUGAUCCAAAAAAUAUAUACUCCAGAAAGCUUCAUUGUACUUUUGAUUCACCAGAAAAAUUAGCACUGUUAUCUUUAUCCUCUUUCCAUCGCAAAAUGAUAAAACUUCUAACAUUCGAUAACUCGUUUCCGCCACUACGACAUUCACGCUAAAACUCAUAGUAGAAUGAUGAUGGCUACCACGUUUUCCCGCCAAAAUCAUGAUGACGCUGGUUCACGCGCGAGCAAUACUCAGAAUUCUCGUACUCGUAGUCGUUCUCGCUUCCGAAUCCAAAGCUCUCUACUAUAUGAAUGCUUAGAGAGAUCUAAAAUUUGCCCUUGAUUGUGCGUGUGGCUUCAGAGUGGGCUUCCUGUGGUAUCACCGACUAGGCGUGGGUAUUGCACUUGAGGCCACCUGUGUAACAAUAAGCCCGUAUUUCAAGAGGCUAUGUAACGCUAUUUGCUGUGUUUUUAAAAAGCAUCGACUGAAUUCCAAAAAUAAUGAUCCUGUUUUGUUGUUGAAGACCAUAUUUACCGUAAAUCCUCUAUUUUUAUCCCCCUCUCUAAUAAGCCCCCGCCCUUUUCAGAGGAAGAAAGUUAAUAAGCCCCCCUCCUCUCCCUUAAUUAUUCUUCACUGAUAAAUGAGAGACUGUAUUAAUCAAUUACGACUGUAAAACUUCGUGUGGACUGAUCUGGGAAGUUUAUUAACUAACUGGAAGUUCAGAUUUGAUUCUGACACUCAACUUUCUUGUUCUUGAACGUCACCACUUUGUAUUCUAGUUCUUCAUGGAGAACUGAUACAAUGGUCUUUUCUAACUUAACUAAGCCCCCCGUCUCUAUUAAGCCACCCCCUCUAAUGGGCUUGAAAUAAAUAAGCCCCCCGGGGGGAUUGAUAGAGGAUUUACGGUAGGUAUAGAAACUGUUUUUUGUCGUAUGUUGUAUCGAAUGACAAGGAUGGAAAUGCAUUUUUUAAAAUGCUAUCACAGGGAGCAGAGGAGUUAAGUUUGAAUUAGAUAAUAAAGAAUCUCUUACCUCUUUGAUUGAUCUUACCUCUCUCGCACUUCGUGCCUUGCUUCCGAAGGCAAACGAAAAAGCCCACGAGCGCUUCAUUCAGCGGUUGUUAUGUUUCAAAAUAAUGGCGGUCGGAAAGAAACGUUGAGCGAAAGGGAAGAUCGAAGGGAAUUUUUUAACGGUUAAACGACCCAGAAUGAUCACACACGGCUAACUAACACACGGAGAAUUAACAGAUUACAGCAAUCAAAGAGGUAAGAGAUUCUUUAUUAUCUAAUUCAAACUGAACUCCUCUGCUCCCUGUGAUGCUAUGCCUGCAGAAAUCACCUAAAAAAUUUUUGGAAGGUGCUCCCUGAUAAAAUUUGUUUCAAAUCUUCUUCAUAACCUUACAGGAGCAUUUUGCGCAUGGGUAAAGGUACUAUGUAAUGACUUCAGCAAAGAAUUGGACCAAAACAGCAGUAUCCUCGUAAUAAAGCCCCUUUAAUUUGCCACAGAAAAUUCCUCGUUGAAUUCAUUGCAUCACCUUUACUUAUGUAGUCACCACCUAUAAUUCCUACAAAUACAUAGCCUGCGUAGCAAGCGUUUCCGUACGGUUUCAGCGCAAAGAAGGAGGAACGAGCGUCGAAGACCGCGUGAAAAAUGGCGCAAGUAUUAAAAAGAGCGGGGAGGGGGUGGGGAAGAAAGGUAUCUCUCCGCUCGUUCCAUUUCUCGCAGUGCCAAAACCGAAAAUUCCGUUCCUCGGUAGACUGCGAGCAGUCUCUUAUUUUUGUUUGCGAGGUUACUGCACGCGAAUCCUAAGCACGUGAGUUGCGAAUUAAGCUGCGAGCCACGAGAAAUGAGGUCGUAAGCCCGAGAAGAAAAAAUAACUCAAUCCGUUAUUGUAAUAACAACGUCGUGGUUUGCAAUCGCGCUGGAUGAGAUAAGAACUAGACGGAUUUCAAGAGAAAAGGCUGACUGCAAGCAGUCUAGUUCCUCGGUCUUUCUGUGCUCCGAAACCAAACGGAAAUGCUUGCUACGCAGGCUAACAAAUACAAUACUGUGUUACUUUAUCUAAUUUUUUUUUAUUUUUAAGGUUAACGAGUUGUCUAAUCUUUCUUAGUUUGAUCAACUUUAUGCUUUGUUUUAGAGCUGUUUCUUCCCUAGAAACUUUGGUUUGCGCAGAGCUUUGAGUCAAGACAACCUUGUUAGUUUUUUAAUCCACACAAGUUGUACUGUGCACUUGAACUAAUUCGUACUGCACUUGAACUAAUUCUUAUCGUGGCAGUGAUAUUUUUAGAUAUUCGUCUUAAAAGGUUUUUAUUUUUCCUUAGAGUCAUGUUGGUAUCAUAGCUCUGCUAGAUGAGGAAUGUUUGAGACCAGGAGAAGUGAGUAAACAUUUUAAAUGCUGUAAAAUUUCCUUGAUAAUAGGUUCCGCUGGAUUCCGCAUCCAAUAAAACAAAAUUCUGAUUCUUCAUUUGAUAUAUAUCAAUUUUUUUGGUUUUAAUUCUAAGUGUCUAUUUUACUCGUUUGUUAUUCCUCCGAUGGAAAACCCUUUGCGAAGGAUUUGCCUUAGAAAACUUCGUGGAACCAGGGCCAGACUGGAGCCUUUUAGUUUAGCGAGUGCGCAUCACUGAGGUUUGGUUAAGAAUCAGUGAUUUUCAUGAGCGGCCCUCAAUAUUCAAAUAUGAACAUUUACAAAUGAUUUCCUCCGAUUUACCAGCUUGCAAAAUUCACCACCAGCACCUGUGCCAGCAGAACCUUUCUUUCGCUUGCUCGAUUUCAGAGUACUCCAGAAAGACCACCCUGCAUGAAUCGAGUAAGAUAAAGAUACGUAUAUAUAGCUUCGUACCUAAAGCCCCUGCGCUUGCUACAGCGGGCUCAGUUAUGACCAUCGGAACUAGAUUGACUAGUCCAGACUGCGGCAAUGUGAUUCAGGCAGAGCCUCUUUUUCUCAUCCUUGAUUAAGAGGAAGACAAAGGGAGGCGCACCUGGCUUGGAUUUCCCCAAUUUAUGGCGUGGAUACCUUAUACUUAAGUUAGAGACGCUUCAGAUUUAUAGGUCAUUGGCGUUGUGAUAUAGUAACAUUGUUUGUGUUUUGUUAGGUGAGCGAUGAGACAUUUAUAGCCAAACUCAACAAACACUGCAUUGAGCAUGCGCACUUUGAGAGCAGAGCCAGUAAGCAGUUUCUAUCCGACAUGUCCUUGCCUCACGACUGCUUCAGAUUAAAACAUUACGCUGGAAGUGUAAGUGUCUAAGACGAGUAGAUCAACAGGAAUGUUGAAAUCUUAAAGACCAUAAGAAUAUUCUUCAAUUAAGUCUAGCGAAACCAAAGUGAUAGCCUUUCUGCAGGCCGGUCAGUCACGUGAUUCAAAAACACCAUGCUCGCACGCAAAAAACGCAUUGGGUCAAGACUAGCAAAGCGGUUGCGUUGGUGAAAAUGGUAAUUUAUAUUGUUUGUCUUAUCUCAGUGCUUUUCUCGCGUUCCGGAGGCUGAACUUAUGAAGGGAGUUAUUUUGGUUAGGCAACUCAGGGUUAAGUCAUUUUUCUUCAUUUCCUUGCACUAAAGCCUGUAACAAGACACCGGUGUGUCCAGAAAGAAGGUUACGCGUCACCGCAUGGUUUUUUGUGCCACAUGAGUGAUCAGUUGCAAAGGGCUGAUUACUCUCGGUAGUCAAUCGUAAUACACGACAAAGUCCGUAGAAAAACAGGAGUGAGCAAGUCAAGAUUGAUUUUAGCGUUACGCCAGAUAAGUCGAGGACGUAGCUUGAUAUUUUUCAGCUAAUCAUAGAGCGGUGCGAUGCCAAAUCUCAAAGAAAUGAGCCAUUAUCGAGUUGUGGUUACUCGUUCUGCCUCGUCUUCCCUAGUAAGGGGCAAUUAUAGAAGAGAAUAGUUCAAGUAAUUUACUUGCCCGUUGUGUAGAUAGCAGCCUUGCACACUUAAGGUGGCUGAACACAGUUUCUCUAGAAUUGCUUUAUUCCAACCUUAGCCUGCUAAUUUUGCAGUAUUACAUUGCUUUUCUUUUAUUUAAUUUUCUCCAGGUGACCUACUGUGCAGCUGGUUUUGUAGAUAAAAACAAUGAUUUGCUAUUUAGAGAUCUUUCGCAGUGCAUGUAUGCCUGCGGCCAUCCACUGGCCCAGACUCUCUUUCCAGAAGGUAAGUCAGAUUAGGGUUUUGUGCUACUUGAUUCUACUGUAUCAAAGUAUAUGUAUCAAGAACCUUCGACAUCUGGCUUGACAUAUUUGAAGGACAGUAUCACUGAAGUUAACUAUUUUCAAUUACUCGCUAUAAAACUAUUAUCGGAGAAUAGUCUGUUCAUUAACAUUCUAUUUUCUCCGUAACGAACCUUAAACGCGGGUAGAAAACCGCAGGGGAUUUAAAGCCUGUGUACGGCCGCCCCAGCUCCCUCUUCCGAUGUUUUUAGGGCGCGUAAGCGACGGCGACGGCAACGAGAACGGCAAAACCCCAAUAGGUUUAGAUUGGCAAAAUAACAACUUUGUACGUGCAUCACGCUUUUUUGUGCAUUUCUGAGCCGUCGUUGCACGACUACAACGUGAUAGUGCCUAAUUUCUCUUUUUUUCGAGGAAGGGAACACAAAACAACAAUUUUCUUCUUCUUUUUCUGAACUUUGAUACAAUUCUAUAGAAUUCAACUCCAUAGAAAUUUGCCAACAUUUGACGAAUUAAGCGAGAUGGAACAAGCGCGAUAAAGUUUGAGGCAGCGCGAAUUCUUCUUUUAAGUGACGUUUUCGUCGCCGUCGUCGUUGCUUGAGCUCGCUUUUUUUAGAGGGUAGGGGGUGGCUGUACACAAGCUAGGAAUUCAUUGACCUCUAGCGCAAGGGGUGGGCCAGGUGGGUAAACGAGCUUCUAUUUUUCCGUGCUCCACGCUCGUUUGCGCGCUCGUUGAAUUCCUAAAAAAAAUCACGGUGUUAUGACAAAAAAGUGUCUCACGCCAAGUACAAAAAACAAAACCCAAAUUUCAGUCUUUUUUAUAAAACUCCUUUAUUUUGUCCAUGCGUGUCUUACUGGCUAUGGAGGUGCUCCUUCCCUGUUUAAGCGGUAAUUUUUUUUUCAUUUCACGCAAUAGCUGAAUAAGACUAAACUGCGCAAGCUUCUUUAUUAGGGUACUAAAGCAAAGUAGUUUUUGUGUAACUCUCGUCGACCGGGAAUGAGAUCUUUCCCUUUCAAUAUACCUUGACGCUACCAAAUUUGUAUUGCUAAGUAUCUUUUCUUUUAUAGAGAAGAAUUGCCUGAAAAUAUGGGUAAAACAACUGCCUAAGAAUGCAAAAGGUCUACGUCCGGUUUACGCGUGUCGCUCAAAAACGUCUUUGCUUGAACUCCCUAAUGACCGUUGCAUUUGUUUCAGGAUGUCCCACCAAAGCCUCAAAAAAGAGACCUCCUACAACGGGAACUCAGUUUAAGGUGUGUCUUCAACUAAAACCUGCAAUACUCGUUAAAAAUCUUGAAACACUUGUGUGCGUUUCCCCUUUCCCAAUGUUGAUUUGGGUAUUGCAGUCGUCUCAGUGCUUCAAAAUACGCGUGGCUCAACUUUGGGGAAGGAGAGGGGCACAUUUGAGUGAGAACAAAGGUGUGAAGAGUGGAUGUAAGAAAUUUUCGAGAAAGUUCAAGAGAACCGGUAUGUGUUUCAAGGAUUUGUGACGAGUAUUGUGGCCGCGGUUGGUCAAACGUUGGGUAGCGCUCUCCACAGGAUAAAUCACUAUCCAGCGGAUAAGUAUUAGGGAAACCAAUUGCAUUAUCCACUUAAUCGGGUGGAGACCGUUGUCUAGUUUUCGAACAACUGGGGCCUGGUUUCAUAAUAAUCGUCUGGACCCUCAGCAGAAAUGUUGCAGGAAAUGGAAGCGAAGAGAAAGAAGAAGGAUAUUUGGUAGUUUUAUGUCAGCUUUGGGAGACAUGUAAAUAACUUUUACAUAGGUAGGACGCUAAAGAUUUGCAGCCAUUUAAGGGCUUUUGUGGAAGCGUGUGUGGCGGAGUGGCUAAGAACUCGAAUUCCUGAUCUGGAGGUCCAGGGUUCAAGCCUCGCCCGUCGCUCUGUUUCCUCAGAUAAGGAACUUUACUACACUUUGUCUCUCUUCACCCAGGAGUAUAAAUGGGUACCGGCGACAUGCUGCUGGGGGGUAACCCUGCGAUGGACUAGCAUCCCGUCCAGGGUGGAGUAGCAAUACCCCUAGGCAUGCUUCAUGCUAAGGAAACCGGGGUAAACUCUGGCCGUUUGGGCCUUUGUCACGUGUGCGCCUUUACCUUUUUACCCUGCCUUGAAGGGUUUUAACAGUUUCGUUUGUUCCCCACACAGGUUUCGGUGUCAGAGCUGAUGAAGAAUCUCAAAAGCAAGAACCCACAUUACAUCAGAUGCAUCAAGGUCUGAUUAUUACAGCUGUGCUUGUCAGAUCAACGUAACUUAUUCCUUCAGUACUGAUACAAGCUUAAAUCUAGUGGAGAGGCCAUGACUAUUUAGUACAGGAGGUUAUUGGUCGAUUCGUCCACAGUAGCAUCUCUUUCGCCCUUUAGUGAAGGCAAGCUAAAUUCGCUGGACGAGUCUAUUUGUGGACAGACUGGAUCUGGGCGAAUUAACUUGAAAAAAGGCAAAAGUGAUGGCAAUCUGUGUUAAUUUAGCUGUCUUCUUUUUGCAGCCAAACGACAAAAAAGUAGCAGGGCUGUUUGAUGACAAACUGGUCAGACACCAGGUCCGAUAUCUUGGGUAAGGAAUUAACCAUUUUGAGGUAAUAGUAAUGAUAAUGAUAAUAAUAAUAGUAAUGAUAAUAAUAAUAAUAAUAAGAAGAAGAAGAAGGAGGAGGAGGAGGACGACGACGACGUAAUUUUGUGGAAUUGUACGAUGGGACUGUUUGCUUCUUUUAUUGGCUGUAAGGUGGAUAGACUGGAUUUUUUAGGGGGAAUACCUCUAAAGUUUGAAAAUUUUCCACGUUGGCGUUAACAAAGGGUAUCGGAAAAAAAAAAGACCACAGCUGUAUUAUAUAUGGAUGAAAAUUUUUUUUGUGAUCUAUGUUUCAUUGACAUCGGAGUUGCCAAGGCAACGUAAUGACGCCAUUACCAUAUUUACUUGCCUUUGUAUUUCUCGCCACCAGGAUUUUUUUUUCAGAAAUGGCUUGAGGGAGUUUGUACCUCCUCCCUCAGUUGCCUCGAUUAUGGCAAAGUUUUAACAAAUUCUAAGGGAUCGUUUUGGAAAUAUUUUGAAAAAAAGUUUUUAAGGUCAUAAAAGAAGCGAAUAAACAUGCUAAUUAAAUGGGGCUUCAAAUGUCACCAAUUUUCCCCCCAGAAUUUGUGUUUACAAAUGAGCGUCCUCAUUAUUCACUGGCAUUGUGUUCAAGUUUCAUAUGCACGUGCACAACUUUAGCAUAAAACUAAUUUGCAUUCAAUACUACCCUCGAUUACUCCGAAGUAUGCUAAUGAAGCAGAAAUUGUGAAGACAGUGUCUGUAGCGUCACUUUUUCAUCAAGUGGGACGCAGUGAUAUAUCGCUAUACAAAAAAAGUUAUUAGCAUUUAUGUUUUUACGUUUCCUUUCUGCAUCACAUAUGCUCAUUCACCUUAUUUUCUUUGGUACAGAGACCCCUGAACAUGACCGGAAAGUUAUCGAGGGUUCUGUUGAAUGCAAGUUGGUUUUUUGCUGAAGCUGUGCACGUGCAUAUGUAAAACAUGGAUUGUAACAAAUUUUCAUCUUUAUAUAUAGUACAGAUGUGGUCUCCUUCUUCCAACAUUAAAUAGAAAAAAACUGUGGACCGUGCAGAGAACGAUAUUCUUGCUUUAUAUAUCAGUAUAUUUUUUUCUUUCAAAGGUUGAUGGAAAACAUUCGGGUCAGAAGAGCUGGGUUUGCCUUCAGGCAGGAAUAUGAUUUAGCGCUUCAGAGGUGAGUAGUCUGCCUUGAUCACUACAAAUGCCUUUUAAUUCGGUGUGGAGAACCAAGUGGUGCGUCUUUCAUCAUCAGCGAUCAAAGACCAAACGUGGUAAAUCUGGUCGUUAGUUCGAUCAUGAGGUGGGAUUGAUCGAGUGACGAACCUGUAACGUGCAUUUUGACUUACAGUCACGCCAGGACAAACGUACCCACCCCCCCGCCCCCCAUCGCCAUAGCUUCCAUUAAUGAAUCGGUUAUUUGAAGAAUUAAUCCGCUAAUCGUUGCCGUAACCAGUAUCAAAUUCAAAUUUGCAUUCCUGCAAGCGUAAUAAGCCGUGAAUUUUUACGAUAACUUCCCCGUAUUCGGUCAGAUUGAACAAUCUUUGAAUGGACAAAAUUGCUUUGGAGUCAUUUACAUCACAUUCAAGAAAACUGAGCCGGCAGAAAUUUCAUAACUACCUCGCGUGUGAAUUCACUGCUUAUAGCGCCUGCAGGUAUACAGAGAUGAAUCUGAAAUUCACAACUACCAACGGAUUAAACUUUCGAAUAAUAAAUUCAUUAAUGGAAUCGUACGCUUGAUCUGGACUGGCUGUAAAAUGUGCCAGAAAUCGAAUCAUGACCGUCUUGGAGCUGGCUGGAUGAAUUGCCCACUUGAGGCUAUCGGUAGACUAGGAGCAAGUACUACAACCUUCAUGUGCGACCAUCCCUCGUAAAAAGCGACCACCAAAUGUUGGCAUUUUAAGAAGUCGCUUACGGGAGUUCCGACUAUGCGCCUUAAGCAAGACACGUGUGACUUUUAUCAGUAAACGUAGGACUCACUAUGUAAUCUAUUGCGCGCCAUUAUUCACCAUCUGGCUUAACCUCCACGCAGACAUUGUAAGGGCUUCGUCACGCGGAUUACGUGACGAGCCAAAAGAACGUCUACGUGAGAGGCUACAUAUAGCUAAGCCGGCAAACUUCCUUCUGCUUCUGUUCUUCAGAUACAAGAUGCUCUGCAAAAAAACCUGGCCCAACUGGGUGGGCAUGCCGAAAGAAGGCGUUAAAGAGCUGUUCAAGGUAAUGCAUUUUAGGGGCGGCGAACAAGUAGCUUUCUCCAAGCUACUGUAGCCAUAAGUUGAUCUCACCAUGAUUGUUUCUUGUAGAGUUUGAAUAUCAAGCCAACGGCAUACGCCUACGGAAGAACCAAGAUCUUCAUAAGGAACCCACGAACGGUAAGAAGCGUAAACGAAGAGUUGGGUGUGCUAUUGCCCUACUGUUUUUAAACUGAAAAUGUGUUGCGUGGAGCUUUUGCUUAAAGGAGUGCUUUGCACGCGCCUCGGCAAUAAAGGACCUAUGAUACACUUCUUUGUCUGUUCAUAGGCCUGACGGCUAUCCCAUGCUAAUCAGAAACAGCUCGGGUGAUAUGGCUUUGCGCAUGCGUCAGGUACUGACCAGGCCUUGAGUUGGUGGACCUGUGGCACUUGCUCUUAUUCAGGUUGUCGUACUGUUUUUAGCAUGCUUGUGCCUUAUUUUCUGUACGUCUCAGACGUCGUAGAUGCCUUGUGGUAUAUAAACGGCCAUCCUUGCCUUCCGAGCACCAUUCUGUUCUUUUCUCAGUUAGCCGGCGAGAAAGCUCUCCAGUUUGAGUGGCGGCGAAGCUUAUUUCCCUUUCGUAAACGGUCGUCGCCAUUAUUAGGGAGCUUAAGCAGCAACGUUUUUGAGCGACGCACGUCAACCGGAAGUGGCCUUUUUUCAAAUUUUGACGGUGGUUUCGCGCAUUUUUUUCAGUCAAAUCGCCUCUAUAACAGUAAAGAAGCUAAGGAAUACAAAUUUUAUAUCAUCAAGGCAUGUUAAGAGGGAAAAUACCUCACUUCCGGUUGACGUGCGUCGCUCAAAAACGUCGCUGCUUAAGGUCCCUAUUAACGGUCGAUGCCACCAUUGGUUAUCAAGCCUUCAGUCAUGAUAGAUGUAAUAAAUUCCCUGGACUAAGUACAAUAAGGCAAAUAAUACGUUUUGAAUAGUCUUAGAAAGAACGACGUUGAAACCCAAGUUGAAUUUACGUUUAAAGUUAUGGAAAGGGCUAGUGUCACCUGUUAUUGCUGUAUCAGUUAAAAAAAAAAACAGUUUGCUAGUUAAAGUUCUUAAAUUGUUUGGAAUUUUGGCGGGUCUUUGUGGUUGUGUAAUGCUAAGGGAGAAAGAUUAUGGUACGAAAGGUCCGGGUUCGACCGUGGAUUGCGAUCUUCCUCCUUCUUAAUAGAAACACUCUCAAUACUAGGUCAAAAAUUUUUUAAUGUCUUAAAGAUGGCGGCGAGCGUAAACGGAAGGGAAAUUUGCGGCGGUGAAGCGAGCUGCGCGACAACGCGCGAGCGAGCGGCAAAGCCUCGCGGGUCUCUGGCGUGUCCUUUCACGUGUCACUCGCGCGUGACUUCUUGCUUGCAGGAAGUUUGCGUGAAGCUUUGUGCAUUUCACUACUGGUUAGUUACAAAUAUGCCGAUACAUCUCUUUGUUCCUCAGUUGUUCGAUCUGGAAGAAAGACGUAAACAAGGAAUGCAUCGCUUAGCUGUUCUCAUUCAGACGAUUUUUAGAGGUUGGAGGCAACAAAAACAGGUUUGUUGA